Messenger RNA from Myotis davidii, 2350 nucleotides. RefSeq names its product ataxia, cerebellar, Cayman type (gene ATCAY). Gene Ontology annotation, cellular component: cytoplasm. Lineage: Eukaryota; Metazoa; Chordata; Mammalia; Chiroptera; Vespertilionidae. The record is from RefSeq and is a predicted model, not a curated record. The transcript has 13 exons. The coding region runs from base 940 to 2091 and encodes 383 amino acids. Gene Ontology annotation, biological process: apoptotic process.
CUUUCCAUUUCACAGAUGAGGAAACUGAAGCCGAUCCAGGGCUCAACCCGGCAUCUGGUCUGAUUUCGGAGGAUGCACUGUGAGCUCUACACCAUUCUGCAGCCUCCCGAGGUCCUGCCGGUCAAGGUCACCGCAGUGCACCACUGCGAGGAGCGCCUUUCCCUCCGCGGCCCGAGCGAGCGAGCCCGGUGAGGUCUCGUCUCCCCAGCACACGCCCCGCCCGGUCCUAGGCUCACGGCUCAAUCCGUGGGGUGUGGCCGGCUGACGCACCGCCAACCGGGGUCCCGAGGUCAUCGUUUCCUCCCUCCUCCCCUCUGAAUCGAAGGAAUGAGGCCUUCGCCGCCAUCGGGGUAUUUGUUUGUUUGCUCCUUGUUCUGUUUUUAAAUCUGUGAUGCGCCAUCAGGACAAUCAUUUCCGCUUGUGCGGCGGGUGAGGCUCUUGGACAGGUCCCCUCCCAGCCAAUGGAGAGCCGCGGAUCCGGCAGGGGGCUGUGCUGUUCGGGCAGCCCUGCCCCCACCGGCCCACCCCGCACACAAAAGCAGCGUAAUUAACCAUCUUACGGAAGCCGAGCCUCUGACGGCUGCGAGCUGGAACGCAGAAUAUACCCGGGAGUCACGGGCUGCGACGAUGACCGGGCACGCCGCUGCCUCCGAGCGCGGGGGAGCCGACAGCUAGCUGCACACCGCUCGCGCCCCGGGACAAAAGCGCCCUCCGCGCCCGCCACGUCGCUCGGGGUGACCUUGCUUGGAUGCAGAGUCCGCCCCUGCGCGCAUCUUCCUCGGAUGCUCUGAGAGCCCGCGGACGGGCUGAGAAGACCGGGGAUGCCGGGCUGCAGCCGCGCAGGGCUCGCCUUUGUCUGCGCGUAACCGGGAGAGGCCUCGGAGGGAACCAGCACUCGCCGCGGAGAACUCAUCCCUGCUUCAAGCCACACUUGAUCCCAUGGGGACAACAGAAGCCACACUCCGGAUGGAAAACGUGGAUGUGAAGGACGAAUGGCAGGAUGAAGGUCUUCCCAGGCCGCUCCGGGAGGAGACGGGGAUGGACGCGCUCGGCGGCCCAGCAGAAGACACGUCCUCCCCUCCCAACACGCUGAACUUCAACGGAGCCCACCGCAAGCGAAAGACGCUGGUGGCCCCGGAGAUCAACAUCUCCCUGGACCAGAGCGAGGGCUCCCUGCUGUCGGACGACUUCUUGGACACCCCCGAUGACCUGGACAUCAACGUGGAUGACAUCGAGACCCCCGAUGAGACGGACUCGCUGGAGUUCCUGGGGAACGGCAAUGAGCUGGAGUGGGAAGAUGACACCCCCGUGGCCGCUGCCAAGAACAUGCCGGGGGCCAGCGCGGAUCUGUUCGGGGACGGCACCGCUGCGGACGGCAGUGCCGCCAACGGGCGCCUGUGGCGGACAGUGAUCAUCGGGGAGCAAGAGCAUCGCAUUGACCUGCACAUGAUCCGGCCCUACAUGAGGGUGGUGACCCACGGAGGGUACUAUGGUGAAGGCCUCAGUGCCAUCAUCGUCUUUGCCGCCUGCUUCCUCCCAGACAGCAGCUCUCCCGACUACCACUACCUCAUGGAGCACCUCUUCCUGUACGUCAUCAGCAGUUUGGAACUCCUGGUGGCAGAGGAUUACAUGAUCGUGUACCUGAAUGGUGCCACCCCCCGGCGGAGGAUGCCAGGCAUCAGCUGGCUGAAGAAGUGCUACCAGAUGAUCGAUAGAAGGUUACGGAAGAACCUGAAGUCCUUAAUCAUCGUCCACCCGUCCUGGUUCAUCCGCACUGUGCUGGCCAUCUCCCGGCCUUUCAUCAGCGUCAAAUUCAUCAACAAGAUCCAGUAUGUGCACAGCUUGGAAGAGCUGGAGCAGCUCAUCCCCAUGGAGCACGUGCAGAUCCCAGACUGCGUGCUGCAGUAUGAAGAGGAGCGGCUCAAGGCCGGGAGAGAAAGCGCCUCGUCAUCCCUGCCACCUCUCUGUGUCCCCAGCGCAAGGCCGCAGCCGGAGCUGGUCCUGCCCAGGUCGGAAGAGAAGCCGGAGGCAGCGCCUGCGGAGCACAGGUCUGCUCCGGUCACAGAGGAUCAGGAGACAAGCAUGUCCUGAGGUGAUGAGAGAACAGAGAAGAACACGAAAGAAAAUAUCAGAUGCCAAGAAACCUCUGUCCGAUGCCCUCUGGCCCUGGAUCUCAUCCCACCUCCUCCUGAAUCCCAGUCCGCGGAGGGUGCCCCACCCGCCUCUGAAACCCAGCAUCCUGUUUAGCUGCUUGAACACGUUUUUGUAAUGAUGCAGUAGGAGUGCAUUCGGGAAAAGAAUCCAGUUCUCAGCCCUCCACCCUCCAGACUCAUGAGCUCACAGCCAAGAA